Messenger RNA from [Torrubiella] hemipterigena, 339 nucleotides. Lineage: Eukaryota; Fungi; Ascomycota; Sordariomycetes; Hypocreales; Clavicipitaceae. The record is from the annotation of a GenBank genome assembly.
AUGUACGACGGAAAGACAUUUCAGUCCACGGCCAACAGCGACAACGGCCAGGUCUCAUCAGCCACCAUCUUCCACUACCACCAGCAGGACAGAAUUGUAUGGGCAGAGUACGCGGGAGGGUCAAUCGUUCGCGGAACUCUGAUUGCCACCGUGCGCGACGACAACAGCCUUGAUAUGCGCUAUCAGCACGUCGACACCGAGGGCAAGCUCAUGACAGGCCAGUGCGACUCAAAGCCAGAGACUCUCAACGAUGGUCGGCUUCGAAUGCAUGAAAAGUGGCAGUGGACAUCGGGGGAUGGAAGCAAGGGCGAGUCAACAAUUGAGGAGGUAAAAUCGUGA